This is a messenger RNA of Bombina bombina (fire-bellied toad), 572 nucleotides long. Its product is annotated as protein CLEC16A-like. Gene Ontology annotation, cellular component: endolysosome membrane; late endosome. The transcript is spliced from 4 exons. Lineage: Eukaryota; Metazoa; Chordata; Amphibia; Anura; Bombinatoridae. The annotation marks the transcript as partial. The record is from RefSeq and is a predicted model, not a curated record. Gene Ontology annotation, biological process: endosomal transport; regulation of autophagosome maturation; endosome to lysosome transport.
CUAUCCUCAGGUAUAUGUAUCAUGUUUUAACGAAGAACACAAUAGUUACUGAUCUGAAUCGCAAUUUGUUAGUGGAGACGAUUCGCUUAAUCACAGAAAUUCUCAUUUGGGGAGAUCAGAAUGACAGCUCUGUUUUUGACUUCUUUCUGGAAAAGAAUAUGUUCGUCUUCUUUUUGAAUAUUUUGCGGCAGAAGUCUGGGCGCUAUGUCUGCGGGCAGCUUCUUCAGACUCUGAACAUCCUGUUUGAGAAUAUAACCCACGAGACCUCUUUAUAUUACUUGCUGUCUAACAACCAUGUGAAUUCCAUCAUCGUGCACAAGUUUGACUUUUCGGAUGAAGAGAUCAUGGCUUAUUAUAUUUACUUCCUGAAAACGCUGUCUCUGAAACUCAACAAUCACACUGUGCAUUUUUUUUACAAUGAGCUGGACAUAUUUAUAUUUUGCAGUGCUACAGAUUUGUGUUUGCCCACUGAUAGUCCUCUGUACACGACUGUAACUGAUAGCCCUCUGUACACGACUGUAACUGAUAGUCCUCUGUACACGACUGUAACUGAUAGCCCUCUGUACACGACG